AUGGCAUCUUUUACUACAAGUACAUCAUUACCUUCGAAUGAGAGUAAAAUGUUUCCAGAUAACAUUGUAAAUUUAAAUUUUCCAUCAUUUUUACCUUAUUCAUCAACAUUUGCAUUAUUUAAUGAACUUAAAACAAAACUUAAACAUAACUCUCAUAUUAUACAAAAUAAUAAUUUACAAUCAACUGAGAUCAAUCGUUCAUUAUCUCAAGAAGUUUAUAAAGACAAUAUAUCUUUAUGUUCAAAUUCUAUGAUCAAUAGUUCUAGUAAUUGUUAUGUCGAUUUUGAUGAUACCCAAACAAUAACUCCAAAUAAUGAUCAUAAUAAUAAUGAAAGUAAAGAUCCUAAUGAUAACAUUGAAGAGUUUUCAUUGAAACUUGAAAAUUUUGGUAAUAUUUUUAAAACUUCAUUCAUUCCUCCAUAUUAUUCUAUACAGAAAAAUAAUCAUUUAACAUAUCAACAUAAUUCUCUAUUACUUAAAAAUAAUCAAUAUCCAUUACAUAUUAAUAAUAAACAAUCAAAUCAUUAUCAUUCUAGAUCUUUAUCAGAAAAUUCAUCAAUAAAAUUAGAAACAGGGAACAAUAGUGAUAGCAUAGUAACUAAAAAGAAUAAUAUAAAUACACAAAUCUUACAUCAUAAUGAUGAUCUAUCUAAUGAAAGAAUAAUAAAUGAUCAUGAGAAUACAAUCAAACUAAAAAUGAAAUCAUCCAUAUCAACAACUAUGAUCGAAGAUAAAAUAACUAAUAAAGAAUUAAUCAAUAAAUCUAUAAAUCAAUUAUGUUUAUCAAAUCAAAAUAAUCAUAAAUUCAUUGAAUUCAAUAAUACAAUGAAUAAUAGUCAUAAUGAUGAUAUCAAUGAACAAUUAAAACGUUAUCGUACUAGUUAUACACAAAAACAAAUUGAAUUAUUAGAAAAAACUUAUCAAUUAGAUCGUUAUAUUAAUCGACCACAAAGAGCUAAAUUAUCGGUUGAAUUAGAUUUACCAGAGAAUAAAAUUAAAGUUUGGUUUCAAAACCGGCGAAUGAAAGAAAAACGUCAAGCUCUAAUGCUGCCAACUGUUGCAGGUAAAGAUCCUUAUUUAAGAGAAACUCUUCUAAAAGUUACACAACUAUAUUGUGCAACACGAUAUGGAAAUGAAUCUCCUAAUAUAGAUAUCACAAAAUUUCAAUCAAAAGUUUCACAAAAUAGAAAUGUUUCUAAUGAACUACGUAAACGAAUAAGAACAUCAUCGAAUCCAACCACAAUAACAUCUGUAUUAUCUAAUAAAAACAAUCAUAAUAAUUGUAAAUCAAACAAACCAUGGGAAAAAGAAUCCAAUAUCAUAACUAACAAACAUAAUAUAAUUCAUAAAGAGAAUGAGGUUAAUCAAUCAAAUAUAUACCUUAGUAAAUCUAUGCUAAAUAUUACAAAUGAGCAAGUUAUAUCAAAAAAGCCUAAAAACGAGAUUGUUACUUUAGAUAGUUCUUAUGAAACCAUUAAAUCGAAAUAUCAGAAUCAUACACAAUUUUCUAAUGAUAAUAUUAUUGAUAAAAAUUGUGAUAUGAAUAAAUGGACAAUCAUUUCUAAUCCUUUAAAUCUUUCAACUUCAUCAGUUAGUAGUAAUGAAAGUCAUUCAUUAUUUGAAGAUCAAUUGAUUCAAACUAAACAAAAUAUAUCUAAUCUAUUUUCAACAUUUCCAUUCAUUCAUAAUACAUCUUCAAUGAUAUUAGAUGAACAGAAUGAAUCAAUUAUCUCAUCUACAAUAUCACAAAUGAAUUCAUUCUAA
Molecule: messenger RNA, 1764 nt
Organism: Schistosoma margrebowiei
Lineage: Eukaryota; Metazoa; Platyhelminthes; Trematoda; Strigeidida; Schistosomatidae
Source: the annotation of a GenBank genome assembly